Neolamprologus brichardi is the source of this 1113-nucleotide messenger RNA. It is a transcript of the gene prph2lb, whose product is annotated as peripherin 2-like b. The record is from RefSeq and is a predicted model, not a curated record. Gene Ontology annotation, biological process: visual perception. NCBI's taxonomy places the organism in Eukaryota, Metazoa, Chordata, Actinopteri, Cichliformes, Cichlidae. Gene Ontology annotation, cellular component: plasma membrane.
AUGGCAGUUGGGAAGGUGACAUUUAGCAAGGUGGAGAGAGAGAAGCUAGCUGAGAUUCUCUGGCUGCUUAAUUGGAUUUCUGUAGUGACAGGAACUAUCCUCUUUGGCCUUGGCUUGUUCCUCAGAGUAGAGAUUCACAAAUGGCAAGAAGUGAUGUCGGAGCAGGGAAUCCUCUAUGUGCCACAUAUGCUGAUCACCACAGGACUAGCAGCCUGCUGCAUCAACUUUUUCGGUGGCAAGAUCUGCCUGGACUGUGCCGACACCAACAAGUUCCUGCGGUGGAAGCUGGUGAUGAUGCCGUACAUCAUAUGCACCUUCUUCUUCACCUCUUGCGUCCUGGCAGGGGCGCUCAUGUGCUACGGCAUUCGCAGCCAAAUGGAGGAAUCCCUGUUUAUGGGCCUGAGGAAUGCCAUGCGAUACUAUAAAGACACAGACACUCCGGGCCGCUGCAACCUGAAGAGAACUGUGGACCUACUGCAGAUCCAGUUCCAGUGUUGUGGGAACACAGGAUACCGAGACUGGUUCCAGAUCCAGUGGAUCAGCAGCCGCUACCUGGACAUGGGCAGCAGUGCUGUGGUAGAUCGUAUGAGGAGUAAUGUGGAGGGAAAGUACCUGAUGGAUGGUGUUCCCUUCAGCUGCUGCAGCACCUUCUCCCCUUGGCCCUGCAUCCAGCACCAUCUCAGCACCAGCUCGACCCAAGACGAGAAAAGCCAGCAGCUGAACCUGUGGAGGCGGGGCUGCCAACAGGCCCUGCUAGACCACUACACCGGCAUCAUGCAGUCGAUCGGCCUCACCGUGCUACUCAUCUGGCUUUUUGAGUUGCUGGUUCUGACAGGUGUCCGUUAUCUGCAGACGGCCAUGGAGAACGUUCUCCGGCUGGGUGAUCCAGAGUCGGAAUCAGAUGGUUGGAUUUUGGAAAACAGCCUGGCAGAAACGGCCCGGUCCAACUUUAACAUUAUUAAGAACCUGGGAAAGUGUUACCAGGUCGACGACGACCCAAACAUCAAUGUCCCGACUGCUGCUCCAGAGGAGGAACUGCCAUCACAGCAGGUCCAGGUCCUCGUGACCAGCUAGCCUCCAGCCUGUGGAGUCAUGGACAGCAGAAGGAAUGAG